AUGUCGGCCCGCCACGUGUCGCGUUGCCGCGGUGCCGGCCGUUGCCGCCCUCGAACGGCCUCCCGCGUCGUCAAACCUUACGCGCGGAAUUUUAAAUCUACUAAUCCAGCAGCAUAUUUACCAAUAUACCCUCCGUUCCGGCUCCCUAAAAGAGGGGAAAAACCGCCCACACCCACGUCGGCGGCCAUACUCCGCCAUGCCUCCGCGUUCCUCGACGACGCCCUCUCCAAUCCCGACCUCCGCCGCGCAUCCUCUCCGCCGCGCGGCCGCCGAUUCCCCUCUUCCUCCUCCUCCUCCUCCGCCUCCGCCGAGGCUGCGGCGGCGCCGCUGCUCCAGGCCCUCUCCCUCCUCUCCCAAGCCCUAGACUCCGGCGAUCGCGGCGGCGGCGGCGGCGGCGGCGCGGCCACACCGAGCCGACCCUCCCCCGCCGCCCUCCGCGCCGCCGAGAAGCUCCUCCUCUCCCUCCCCGCCGCCACCCCCCUCUCCGCCCUCCUCCUCGCCCUCGCCGCCGCCUCGCGCCGCCGCCCCGCCGCCGCCGCCGCCGCCCUCCUCGACCUCUUCGCCCUCGACCCCGCCCUCGCGCGCCACGAGGUCGCCCCCGCCCUCUUCGAGGACCUCUUCGUCCCCCACCUCCUCCCCAUAACCCGCCGCUUCGCGGACCAGCGGGCCCGCAUCCUCUCAUCCCCCAGCGCCGCCGCCGGACGAUCGGCGGGGGCGGAGGAGGACGAGGGGAGGUCGGCGGCGAUGGCGGCGGCGGCGGUGCUGUCGAGGAUGAGUGGGGAGCAGGCGGCAGAAUUGAAGGAUCUAGAAAGGGGGUAUGAGGAGGUGCUUGAUGCCAAUUCUAGGGUUUACGCACAGUGCCUCAAGAAGAUUCUAGAAUCUGGCGAUCAACCUAGCGACACGCAGGGCCCGCCGGAGCUCAUUUGGACGAGGAUUAGCGGCGAAACGAAGGAGAUUAAGGAGGCAAUAGUGGAAGUUGUUGAUGAUGAUGAUGGUGAUGAUGAUGAUGAUGACAAAGAGGAGGUUGGUGAAGAAAUGAGAAGUGAGAUUGGGUUAAGGAACGGGCGCUAUAAUCCGAUAUGGGCUGAAGCAGAUCAAUCGAUUGAAUCCUUCAGUAGGCAAACCACCGGAAAGCUAAGAAAUGUCGCAAAAUAUCCAUCCUUGUAUCCUCAGAGGGUUUCUCCGCAUCUCCUAUUCAGGGAACCUUCUAACGGUGACAAUUAUUCAGCGAACCUUAGAAGCCAAAGAAGUCUCGCAAAAUCUCCACCCCUGUAUCCCCAUCUCUUCGCCAGGCAGACGUCUAAUGCCGAUAGGAGUUCUGAAGCAAACUUUGUAUCUCAUCGCAGCCCAUCUGUCUCGUUUGAUGAAAACUACUCAGAGGACUCUUCAGAAAUUGAGGCUGAUAUGGAGGAAAGAAACACUCCUACAGCUUUGUUGCAGAACAAGAGAAUUCACUUCCAAAUAAAAAUGCAAGGGUUUGCUGAGCCCGCAUGCCCACCAAGUCCUCCGAUGGUCGAUUCAGAUAAGAUACUCGCUUCUGGUAGACAAACUCCUCCCAAGGACUUUGUGUGCCCAAUAACAAGUCAACUAUUCAAUGAUCCUGUGACGCUUGAAACUGGUCAGACCUAUGAGCGGAAAGCGAUCCUAGAAUGGCUAGAGCGUGGCAACUCUACAUGCCCUAUCACUCGGCAACAGCUGCACAGCACCCAGCUACCGAAAACGAACUAUGUCCUUAAACGGCUCAUCGCUAGCUGGCAAGAUCAGCACCCUUACUCGACCCCAGCAAGAAUGGAAACUCCCCCUCCGAAAAGUGCUUCCGAUACUAAUCAGCUGGGCCAUGCACCUUCUCCAACAAGUGUGAUAAGCCAAGCCUCUUUUGAUCGCAGGAGUGGUGAUCUUUCUCUUGCACUAUCACGUCUUUGUACGUCUGAAGAUUUGAGUGAGUCUGAAAUGGCCGUCCUCCAGAUUGAAUGGCUUCUCAGAGAAGCCAGUGGUGAAGCCAGGGUUCUCACAGCACUGUCGAAACCAGCAGUUGUUAAUGGCUUUGUCGAAAUCUUGUUCAAUUCCGUCAAUCCCCAGGUUCUACGAGUGGCGGUGUUCCUACUUUCUGAGCUAGCAUCUAAGGACAAACUUGUCGUUCAGACACUUACGAGGGUUGAUUCAGAUGUGGAUUGCAUGGUUGCUCUCUUCAAGAAGGGGUUGAUCGAAGCAGUUGUACUAAUUUACCUGCUAAGCCCUUCUUUGGAACGGCUUAUUGAAAUGGAUAUGGCUGAGGCUCUCUUGAUGGCUAUCAAAAAGAGAGAAGAUGAUCAGUUUCAAAUGUGUGUUAAGCCGAAGACUGCUUCAGUUUUCCUUUUGGGUCAGAUUCUUAGAGAAGAUCAUAAGAAUGCGUCUUUAAUUGUUUCUUCUAUGAUUUCUGAAAGAGUGAUUGAAAGUGUCAUCGCGAGCUUGGAAUCUGAACUGGUGGAGGAAAGGACUGCUGCAGUAGGAAUCUUGCUGAGAGGCAUGGAGGAGGAUGGGCACUGUAGGAAUGUUAUCGCUGAGAAAGUCGUGUUGGUGCCUGUUCUGGAAAGCUUUUUGGUAGUGAGUGAUGUGGAACAGUUUGAGAUUGUUCAGUUCCUUUAUGAAUUAGUGAAGCUAAGUAGGAGGUCAUGUAUUGAGCGCCUUCUUCGAAUCAUUAAAGAUGGUGGCGCCUUUAGUAUGAUGCACACACUUCUUGUGUAUCUGCAGACGGCUCUUCAGGAGCAGUUGCCCAUUAUUGCGGGACUACUUCUUCAGCUUGAUCUUUUGGUUGAACCAAGGAAAAUGAGUAUAUACCGUGAAGAAGCAAUAGACGCUCUUAUUUCAUGCCUCAAGUGUGAUUUCCCCAGGAUCCAACUUUUGGCUGCUGAGACAAUAUUGGCUCUCCAAGGCAGAUUCUCAGCCUCCGGGAGAAGUCUUGCUCGAGCUUUUCUGUUAAAGCAUGCACGGAUGAAUAAAAGAUACAGAGCACUAAUGCGAGCAGAGCAGAUGGGUAACGCUCUAGAAGACUCGGAGGAUAAUUUGGAAGAAGAGAAGGCUGCUAAUGAAUGGGAAAGGAAAAUAGCAUACUCCCUAGCGAGCCAUGAAUUUGGAUUGCUAUUUGAAGCUUUAGCUGAAGGUCUGAAGAGCCGAGAUUUGGAGUUGUUCUCAGCAUGUCUUAUAUCUGCAACCUGGCUCAUCCACAUGCUCUCUUUUCUUCCUGAUACUGGGGUUCGAGGAGCUGCGAGAGUUUGCUUGUUAAGGCAAUUCAUAUCGAUUCUGAAGUCAGCAAGGCAUACUGAUGAAAGAGUUUUCGCCAUGCUAGCUCUGAGAAACUUUAUGCAUGACCCUGAGGGAAUGCAUGAUGUGACUCUCCACAUCAAGGAUGUAGUGAAAACUUUAAGAGAGCUGAAGAAAUCCUCAGUCUUAGCAUAUGACAUGUUAAAGCUUCUCUCAGAUGGCCAAGAAUCCAGCGUUGAUAUGUGGAGUCAUAAAGAGUUGGUUCAAGUAGAUUGCGCUACAAAUGGAGAAGUGUUGUCAAUAAUUUACCACAAACAUUUGAUUUUUUCUGGACACUCAGAUGGGACAAUAAAGGUUUGGGAAGGCAGCGACCGCCUCCUCCAUCCUGUCAAUGAAUUUCGUGAACAUUCAAAAGCAGUCACCAGUUUGGCAAUAUCAAACUCGGGGGAGAGAUUGUACAGUGGCUCUCUUGACAAAUUUAUAAGGGUAUGGGCCAUUCGAGAUAGAGAUCUUCAUUGUGUUGAAGUGCAUGACACAAAAGAGCAAGUUCAUAAUUUAAUUGUCUCAAAUACCAUUGCUUGCUUCACUCCACAAGGAGCUGGUGUUAAGUUACUGCCCUGGAAUGGGAAUUCCAAGCUUCUUAACCCAAACAAGCAUGUAAGGUCUUUAGUUCAAGUCCAGGGGAAGCUUUACUGUGGAUGUAAUGAUAGCAGUAUCCAGGAAAUCGAUUUGGCUAGUGGAACAUUAGCUACAGUCCAAUCAGGAAAUAAGAGGCUGCUGGGAAAAGCAAGUCCCAUAUAUGCAGUGCAAGUUCAUGAUGGAUUGCUGUAUUCAGGCAGCACUUCUGCAGAUGGAGGAGCAGUUAAGAUAUGGAGCACUUCGAAUUACAAUCUCGUUGGAUCUAUACCAUCAAUGAUGGAAGUGCGGUCAAUGGUUAUCAGCGCCGAAUUAAUAUACUUGGGCAGUAAGGUGGGUGUUGUAGAGAUCUGGUCGAAGGAGAAGCUUACUAAGAUAGGAGCACUUCAGAUCGGCACCAACUCUCGGGUCCAAUGCAUGGCACUUGAUGCUGAUGGAGAAGUUUUGGUCGUAGGAACAUCCGAUGGAAAAAUCCAGGCUUGGGGAUUUGCUUGAAUGAAAGAAGGAUGUCGACGGUAGAAAUUCACCAUACUCCAAGUAGAUUAUGGAAUGUAAACUAGAGAGCGCGCAGAAGGGGCAGAAGAGAUGAAUAGUGCAAUCCUCAGCUGGAAUUUGGACCAAAUUAUACUUGAGCCUUAGCUUUCGCAUGUUAUUGGAGCACAAAACUGAGGAAACUACAAGUGGAAGCAGCAGGGCAAGCUACAAGAUAUUCAGAACAACUCUAUCCGAAGAAGCUGCAGUGGAUAAAUUCUGAUAUAUCAUGUGAAAAAAUUAGAGACCAAUUAUGGUCUACGACCUAAAGUGCCUGUAAAUAAGAAAUCAUUUGAUUUUGGGUUUUUCACGUAUACGGGGGAUUGGAAAACAGUAUAACAUACACAAGUAGAAGUUUUUUUCUGGGGAAUUGAAUGAUAUAAGAUUGUGAUGAUCUAUAUAUGGAUUUUCAAAUUGGAAAACCUUUACCUAGAUUGUGGAACUA
Molecule: messenger RNA, 4852 nt
Organism: Ananas comosus (pineapple)
Lineage: Eukaryota; Viridiplantae; Streptophyta; Magnoliopsida; Poales; Bromeliaceae
Product: putative E3 ubiquitin-protein ligase LIN-1
Exons: 17
Coding region: 1-4371 (1456 amino acids)
Biological process (GO): protein ubiquitination
Molecular function (GO): protein binding; ubiquitin-protein transferase activity
Source: RefSeq, a predicted model, not a curated record